UUCAUUCCAGUCGGCAAACCCCUGGCAACUCGGCAAGACUGCGAGAGCAGAUGCAGUCCAGUCCCGUCGAGUCUCCUGGUCUCCCGGCGCUAUUCCAGGUUCCAGUUUCCCGCCUAAACCCGACGCGUGAGGCUGUGCACAUUCCCGGUCUUCCUCAGUCUCGCCACGUGGUUUAGUAACUUUGGGAAAAGCGAAGGAAUUCGGAUUUUCUUUCGUUUCUCUGGAUUUUACCGAAGGUGGAGGACAGACAGGGGUGACUGUAACUGUACGUUCAAGUGUAAACGUUACUCACUUUAUUCAAGUUGCUCUUAAGAGGUGAAAUGUAUCAUUUAAGUUUGUGAUGAAAGUUUUCUUACCAAGUGAAAGUGUAGAUAGCACGGAGGACAUUGUGAUGUAAAUCGGAGGAGUAAACUAAACAUGUUUUGCACGUUUACAAGGAGAGAUAUAAGAGGAACUUAGACGUAUUAGAGGGUCUCGGCGAGUUAAACCUUCACAUAUUAUUUACCACACGGGAAGAUGACGUCCGCUCUAAUCAUACAUCUCCUGCUGUGGAUUAUAGCUUACGCAGGAUGCGAGGCACUCCGUGAAGGCCCUCGUAUCAUACAGGAACCCCCGGCAGUAGUGACCUUCCCCAACACAAGGGGCGCCAGUCUCACCUGCGUAGCGUCGGCAACCCCGGCCCCUACCAUCACGUGGGUGACCGCAGACGGCGCCAGGGCGGAUAAUAUGGGCGGGCUUCGAAUGGUGAUGAGUUCGCACGGGAACUCGACGCUGACUCUGAUGCCGUUCAGCCCCGAUCAGUACAGGCACGAUAUUCACGUGGCCACCUACAGAUGUCUUGCCAGCAACAGUGUUGGUUCUGUAACGUCCAGAUCUGUCUCCGUCAAUGCAGUUGUCAUGCAGAGGUUCGAAGUGGGCGUGAGUGACGCUGCCGGCGUCGUGGGCGGCCCUACUGUUUUCACGUGCGACGUCCCGCCCACGGUUUCCAGACACGUCACGGUCACGUCUUGGACGGUGGACGGGCGGUCCAUCACCCCUUCUCAGCAGCCAGACGGCCGGUACUGGGUGUUACCAAGUGGAGAACUGAUCAUACAGAGUGUGGCCGCCACCGACGCCUACACCAGGGUGUCAUGUACUGCCGCCCACGCCUUUGACCCGACGCCCAGGACUUCGAAUAUAGCUCGUGUCAUCGUCACAGGUGAGCCAAGGCUAAGUCGACCUCAGUUGCUGCUCCGGCGUGACCUCGUCCGACCUUGGACUCGGGAUGACCUGAUCUUGCCUUGCCUAGCCCGGGGGCAUCCCACCCCAUCCGUCACGUGGUACCGCGAUGACGAGGCCCGUGGGCGUGUGAGUGUUGGCAGCAGUGGGCGGGUGCAGGUCAUGGGCGGGCAGCUCCUUCUGUCUUCCCUCCGUCAGGAUGACUCGGGUCAUUAUAUGUGCAUCGCCAAUAAUUCGGCAGGAACCGAUUCAUACAGGGUUGACGUUCAGGUCAGGGACCGUCUGAGCGUCUCAAUUGAACCCACCCUGCAGAGGGUUGACCUGGGUCGACCUGCCAGGCUAACCUGCCAGGUCAAUGGAGCUCCUGUGAAUUCCGUGGCGUGGUACAAAGACGGUAGGCCCCUCCCCCCACUGCCCCGCCUCACGACCUAUGACAGGUCUCUUCAUAUAAGCCAGGUAUCCCGUGAAGAUGGAGGGAUGUACCAGUGUUUGGCUAAGAACGACGCUGACUCAGCACAAGGCGUUGCCCAACUGGAUCUAGGCGACUCUGCGCCCAUCCUUGAAUACCGGUUCAUCAGCCAGACUCUUCAGCCAGGGCCGUCUGUGAGUCUGAAAUGCAUAGCCUCCGGAGCACCAACGCCCCAUGUGUCCUGGACCCUCGAUGGAUUUCCCCUGCCACAACAUGAGAGGUUGGUCGUGGGUCAGUACGUCGGAAUGGGUGGAUCAGUCGUCAGUCACGUCAACCUGACCGGAGUCAGAGCUGAGGACGGAGGAGCCUACACUUGCAAAGCCACGAAUAGGGCUGGGUCCACCUCCCACACGGCCAGGCUGAACGUUUAUGGUCCUGCGUACGUUCGCCCGAUGUCUAUUGUCACUGCUGUGGCUGGGGAACAGCUCUUUUUGUCCUGCCCUGCUGCCGGGUAUCCUUUGGAUAAAAUUACCUGGUCAAGGGAUGGCCGGAACCUGCCUGUGACGGCGAGGCAAAACGUUUUCGAGAACGGAACGUUGGUUGUCCGCCACGUGGAGAAGGCUGCUGACAGCGGCGAGUACACGUGUACUGCCAUGGACAAGCAGAAGCGCACCCAUUCCUCCACCGCCACGGUUCAAGUGUUGGUUCCGCCCAAGUUGAGCACGUUCAAUUUCCGCGCCGACCUGACACUCGGUGAAAGAGUGUCGACGCAGUGCAGCGUCAACGGGGGCGACACGCCCCUGCAGAUCGUCUGGAUGAAAGACGGCGUGCCCGCGGAGAGCGUGGGAGGCGUGCAGGUACGGCAGUUCGACCAGUACACGAGCGUCUUGGCAAUUAACCACCUGACGCCCGUGCACGCCGGCAACUACACCUGCACGGCGACCAACGACGCGGCCAGUGUGCACCACACGGCUCUGCUCCACGUCAAUGUGCCACCUUCGUGGGUAGAGGCCCCUAGGGAUUCCUCUGUCAUCUUGGGCGGCUCUGUGCACAUACCUUGCCACGCCCAAGGCUUCCCAACGCCCAAGGUCAGCUGGCGACGGAUAAGAGAAGACCAGCCUGGCCAGUACAGCCCGAUUUUGGGCGGUGGACUCGGGCUUGGUGUGGGCGUAGCCAACAACGGGAGCCUCGUCGUCAUAGGCGCCCGAACGGAGGAUGAAGGCCAGUAUCUUUGUGAGGCGUCUAAUAGCGUGGGCGGUGGGUUGUCUGCCCUUGUUAAACUGACGGUUAAUGCACCACCACGCUUCAGCCCAGGCCUCCAGCAAACCGUUUCCGUGCGAAGGGGUUCCAGAGCCUCCCUUGUGUGCAAAGUUUUGGGGGAUCCCCCAAUUACCUUAAUAUGGCAGGCAACGCAUGUCAAUACACACGAUAACAGUAUGGUUCGUGAAGUCGAUGGGGGAGUAAGAGGGGAGCUGAUCAUUCCGUCUGUGAAAAUGGAGGAUGCGGGUGAAUACCGAUGCUCUGCUUCCAACACAUAUGGCCGGGAUUCUCAUGUGGUGACUCUUGUUGUACAAGACGUGCCAGGAUCCCCCCACGGGUUGAGGGUCUCCGAGAGAGGGUCACGGUACCUCAGUGUGUCAUGGCUCUCCCCGUCAGCUGCCCUGACGACCAUCGACAAGUACAUAGUCCAGUACAUACCAGCAUCAGGGUCUUGGGGAGACACCGAGGAAGUCGUUGUAGACGGCAGCACUCACACAACUCAACUCGCUCCCCUGCUCCCUGACACCGAGUACUUGGUCAGACUGCUCGCGGCAAACCACUUGGGGUCGUCUCCUCACUCAGAGCCUUUGCAAGUGAGGACGGAAGGAGAGGCGCCCUCGGCGCCGCCCACGGGAGUGAGGGCGGAUGCCGUUUCGGCGAACAGCAUCAGGGUGAUGUGGGAGCCUCCCCCAGGCCACACCCACCACGGGGAUCUCCUGGGUUACAACUUGGGGAUUAGGAGGCAGGAUGUGGGUGGCGAUGGCUCGUAUAAUUUUACCGUUGUGGGCGUGGGAACUGGUGGCAGCAAUGGGCGUGAGAUGGUCUCGGGUUUGUCCCCAUGGGCGCAGUAUGCAGUUGUUAUGAGGGCAUACAAUACACACGGCCCUGGACCUCUGUCUUCUCCUGUUGUCGUUCGUACAAUGGAAGACGUGCCAGCUGCAGCGCCCAUGGGCGUGGAGUGUAGUGGUGUUGCCGGUGGGUCUUCUCUGAUAGUGAGAUGGGCGCCCCCUCCACCAUCUACCCAUAAUGGCAUCCUGCAAGGUUAUAGGCUGACUCUCACCAGGAUAGAUGAGACGACAGACAAAGUCGAAGAACUGAGGAAGAUGACCAGCGGGCGAGAAGAGACCGUAAGCGGUCUUCGGCCGUGGACCAACUAUACCGUCAGUGUGGCAGCCACGACCAAGGCGGGGGCGGGGGUGGCCUCUCAUGACCUCACUUGCACCACGAAGGAGGACGUGGCUGGGAUUCCCCGCGGGCUGAGAGUUCUACAGUCAGACGUAUCUUCCGCUCUGCUGACUUGGUUAGCGCCCAAACCACCCACGGGUGUCCUUUUGGCUUACACAACACCCCUUCACCACACAAGGCCUCCCCACGCCCGUGCUCCCAUAGAACAUCCCCUCCACGCCCAGGACAACUCCCACACGCUCACGCCGCUCUCCAGGGGCACCCACGAGUUCUGGAUGACCGCGAGGACCAGGGUUGGAGAAGGACCCCCGUCGCCUACUGUCAAGUUGACGAUGAUGGACCCGGUACCCGCCGGCGUGGCAUCUGUCGGAGGACUGGUGACGACUACCCAAGGUGAGGACGUUCGCUUGCCCUGUGUGACGGUGGGCAUUCCUAGGCCACGCCCCAUUUGGACGAUGCAUGGAAGGCAGAUUCACAAGACUGUCAGGUUCAACAUAGAAGACGAAGGUUCACUCGUCAUCCGUGGGAUCGAGAGAGGGGACCGUGGGAACUAUACGUGUUCCAUACACACCGUUCGUAAACAUCCUUACGUUCACACGUCUGCUACGUAUAGCUUGCAUGUCCAAGUUCCGCCCAGCGCUCCGUCAGUUCACAUCUCCGACGCCACGUCCUCGAGUCUGACCGUGUCCUGGUCUGCCGGAGACACGGGCGGAGCGGCGGUGAAGGCGUGGGCUGUCUGGUGGCGGGCUGCUGCUGGAGGAGGAUCGUGGCACACGAGAGAACUGGGGCGGACCUACACUUCGCAUGUCAUUGGAAACCUUCAGUGUGGGGCAGAGUACCAGGUCUACGUAACGGCUCGAACUCACGUUGGAUUGUCACCGCCUUCACGCCCGAUGAUCGCUCGCACUUCCGGGUCGCCUCCUAUAGCCCCGCCCACGCGCCACGUCGCGUCGGGCAACAGCACUGGGGUAUGGGUGUGGCUGGGUAGGUGGAUGGACGGCGGGUGCCCAGUCACGCAUUUCACAUUACAGACAAGGUCUCCGAUGGCUGCCACAUGGACUACACUGGCGAGCAGCUUAGCUCCCCAAGACGUGUACGAAGUAGGAGGUCUCCGGCCGGGUAUGAACAUAGGCCUAAGACUGACUGCCCACAAUGCGGCCGGAGCAACAACCACAACGGUCAACGUCCACACAGGUCCUGGGGGCGGUCUGGGGGCGCAGCCAGCAGGGGUUUUAGAAGAAGCCCCUCCCAAUCACCUCCACACAGACCCACGCCUUCUGGCUUCUGCGGCAGCGUCAGCCUUGGCGUUGGCUUUAACCGUGGCUGCGGCAGUGCUGUGUCUCAGACGCAGAGCUGCUGCGGGGAGAAGAAGCAGGACCUCACAGGAGGACCAGGAGGCCGAGGAAAACAAAGCAAACCUACUCCACCAGCGGGAUUCCUACUACGCCACCGUCAGGAAGCCCCAGCCAGUACCUGCAACCCUCGAGCGGAUUCCAGGUACCAGGGAGAAGGAGACAGAAUACUCGGAGGACAUCUACCCAUAUGCCACAUUCCAGUUGGGCGAGGGCCGUGGAGGACAAGAUGACACCGCCACUGCCAAGUUCCAGACAUUUGUUUUCCAGGACUCGAGAUACGGUGUCACCGAGGCUCAUCCUCCAUCUUCUCCCACUCGCCCCACGCCGAUAAAGGCCCACGGGCGCAGUCGAAGCCAUGGGCGUGGUGUGGGUGGCCCCAGAAGUGAAAGUGAGGAGUAUGAUUCUCUUCAGUCGGAUACGGAUACCGAACACGCCACCUCUUCCCGGACGGAGUCUUCCAUCCACCUGGAUUCGGCCACCCUCGAGAACCACGCCUCCCUCCACCUCCCCCUCGACCCCCAUCUAGCCACGCUGGAAGGGGGUCGCGUUGACCCCCACUUAGCCACCCUGGAAGGCCGGGCCGAUCCCUUGGCGUCCCGUAGGUCCAGCAAUAGAAAUGUCCACCAUAAUCUCAUUUAUCAUGCCCCUGAGUCCAGCACUUCAACGGAGCCCUCCCCCAUCUGCGAGCGGAAGUCCUUCCCGCGAAAGACUGACAUCAGCAAGAUGGGCCGAGUAGGAGGAGCCUUCAGCAACCGGGGGUUGAGUAAGAUGGCGGCCAACAUCCGAGGUGUUAGCGGCAUCGGUGCAGGAGGAGGAGGAGGAGGAGGAGGAGGUAGCGGUGCAGGAAGUGGCGGAGGCAAUCAAGAAACGAGUCUUUCAAUACUGAAGAAGAGCACCGCCACUCCUGGGUCGGAAUCCAAGAGCUCAGACGAGAGUAAGUACGGGUUCACGCGCAGAAUCACUCCUCCCGUCGGCUUCUCCGGCAGCCACAACGAACUGUCGGAGGCUGAGUGUGACCUGGAGAUCCGGAAGCGGAACAAAGAAGGUGACGCUUCCGUCGGUGCUUACAUAGGUCACUCAAGGUCACAGUUUAGGUCGUAUACGUCGGGUAAAGACAAUAAAGAUUAUAGUAUUAAGGUUUAGGCCAAUUCUUGCAUUCCCCUUUCCUUAUGGAUUAGAUUCUUCGUAUUGGCUGACAGUAUAGUAAACAACAAUUACAUUAGUAUUAAGAUCAUCUGAUUUGUAAAAUACCCGGAAAUCUGUGUGCUGAGUUUUUAUAGCAAAUCACAAUUUUGGAAACGUCGUUCAGUGAUGAAGUCUUUCACAUAAGAUAAAACUCAUGCUAAAUCGCGUCUUGGGAGCUGCAUGUUUUUUUUCAUUUGCUGCUGUAACUCUUCAGUGAAGUUUUUCGUAACGAAAGUGAUAUUAUAUAGUGAAUGAUGUCCCUGCAAAAUAUUAGCCCUGUUCCAAAGACGCCUGGAAUAAGACAAUGUAGCGCCUGUAACGUGAUAACCUCUGUUCGUUGAGUUCGUUCUAAGGUUCCAGUGGUGCAAGGGAUAAUGUUGAAGUUAAUUGAAAUAUCAGAAAUGAUUUCAAUUUUUUUAAAGGAUGCAGAUAUAUGAAUGUAUUUCACAAGAAAACUAGGAAGAUGUUUUUCAAUUACAGCAUGUACUGGUGCGUCUGUUGAGGGUUGUAAAUAGUGUUAUUGCAUACAUGGAAUAUUUGACGUCACACUGUGGUGUAGUUGGCGUUGACAUUUUUAUAUAAAGUUGCUCUAUAGAGACAAUGUGAUGGAGAUUUAUGAAUGUAAACUAAGUGUGAUCAGAUUUACUGUUGUGGAAAGAACUGAUUUUAUUUAAAAUAUACUGUUGUCAUAUGACGUUGAGAACUGCUAUCGGCCGUGCGUUCUCCGGAGGGAAAGAGGAUUUAUAUGAUGUUGAUAGGAAAUUUUAAUUGCAUGAAAUCAGUGUUUUGUAAGAUGCAUUACCUGUGUAACUUCAACCGAUAUUCUAUUAGCAACCUGUUGAUCUAUUUCUACUCGAAAAAGUCGUCUGUCAUUCUAUCUCAUGUGACCUAUUUUGUCAUAAUUUUUCGUACUUUUUUGUCAUAUAUUUCCGUACUCCGCUGUUACUGGGAAAAUAACGUUUCUAAGUGUUAUCUUAAUGUUUCUGUGAUACUGUGAGAACUGUUGCUGUGAAAGAAGAAAAAUACGAUUAUAUGAUCUGGCUAUUACCCGUAUGGUUAAGGUUCAAAUUUUUGAUAGUACAAUUAAAAAGCUUUAUGUAUAAA
This is a messenger RNA of Macrobrachium nipponense, 7716 nucleotides long. RefSeq names its product cell adhesion molecule Dscam2-like. The record is from RefSeq and is a predicted model, not a curated record. Gene Ontology annotation, biological process: cell-cell adhesion; neuron migration; axon guidance. Gene Ontology annotation, cellular component: plasma membrane; axonal growth cone; cell surface. Gene Ontology annotation, molecular function: protein binding. NCBI's taxonomy places the organism in Eukaryota, Metazoa, Arthropoda, Malacostraca, Decapoda, Palaemonidae.